GGACAAAGCUAGUCCGUUCCCCUCUACCCUCCCGGAGUCCCCAGGUCAAACGUCUCCCAGUACUGCUUUACUGCAGGGUCUGGUUGACUGCAGGAAAACACCGGGGCAGAGUGGAACUGAGAGAGGAGAAGAAAAGGAAGAUGGAGAUUUGAUAUCAUUAAGGGACAGACCUAACCAUUGCUCUCUCAGUGGGAGGGGCUUAUCAUCUGGGGAGCCUCAACAACAUGAUGCUGACAAGACGUCCCUCCAGAAGAGUCUCUCCAGAUCAGAACGUCUCAAUAAACACCAGCAGAGACUUAUAGGGAAGAAACCUCGCCACCGCUGCUUUGACUGUGGGAAGAGUUUUGCUAAACAGACAGAAUUGAUAAUUCACCAGCGGAUUCACAUUGGAGAGAAGCCUUAUAGCUGUGGGAAGAGCUUCAGUCAGUCAGGACACCUGACUACACACAAACGCAUACACACAGGAGAGAAGCCUUAUAGCUGUGAUUGGUGUGGGAAGGGCUUCAAUCAAUCAGGAGCCAUGACUACACACCAACGCAUACACACAGGAGAGAAGCCUUAUAGCUGUGAUCAGUGUGGGAAGAGCUUCAGGAUGUCAGGAGAUCUGACUGCACACCAGCGCAUACACACAGGAGAGAGGCCUUAUAGCUGUGAUCAGUGUGGGAAGAGCUUCAUUCGGUCAGGAAACCUGACUGCACACCAGCGCAUUCACACAGGAGAGAAGCCUUAUAACUGUGAUCAGUGUGGGAAGAGCUUCAGGAAUUUAGGACACCUGACUGUACACCAGCGCAUACACACAGGAGAGAAACCUUAUAGCUGUGAUCAGUGUGGGAAGAGUUUUGCUCGAGAUUUCACCCUGACCAAACACCAUCUCACACACACUGGAGAGAAACCUUAUAGCUGUGAUCAGUGUGGGAAGAGUUUCAGGAUGUCAGGACACCUGACUAAACACCAACGCACACACACAGGAGAGAAACCUUAUAGCUGUGAUCAGUGUGAGAAGAGUUUUUCUCAAGAUUCCAACCUGACUACACACCAGCUCAUACACACAGGAGAGAAGCCUUAUAGUUGUGAUCAGUGUGGGAAGAGCUUCAGUCGAUCAGGAACCCUGACUACACACCAGCUCAUACACACAGGAGAGAAACCUUACUCCUGUCUAUGUGGAAAGAGCUUUGCUCAUUCAGGGUCACUGAAAAAACACCAGAAAGCUCAAACAUGUUUUCUUUCAUCUCCCUGCUCUCCGGCACCGGUUCCAGAUCCCUAAAUAAAGUUCAAUAGAAAACAUCUUGCGAAGAGUCAUCCAACUCCCAUUCUCUAACAGUUUAAGUCUGAUUACCAUGGUAACAUGUGUAGAUAAUAUGCAGCUCUGCAUCCAUAUGUAUAAAGCGUCUUGGAGUAGGAGUGCUGUGUAUGUGUGUUGGAGUGGGGGUGUUCAGAGCUGUAUCUUAUUUCAUUAAUUCCUAUUAUCCAUUAAAUAACUUUUAUGUAGAAUACUAUUUCAACAAUACCAGGUGUGUAUUCAUGUGUGGGGGAAAUGUUGUCUGAAGAGAGAAAUUGUACAUCUUGUCUUAUACAAUCAUUGGUUCCUGUUGGUGCUGGGUAGAGAUGUGAGGGGGGAGACGGUCAUGAACCCUCAGACCUUUUGGCAGAACGACCAGAAUAUGUUAAAUAAGUUAAGAUAGGAGAUGGUGCCAGUCACAUGCAGGAACCAAAUGUUAAUGAUGAAUUAAUUAUGAAUAAUGUAAAUCAUUCAAAAUAUAACUUGUCUGGUAAGCAGUAUAUAAGAGAACUAACGGGACUGCCCCGAAAGAGCUCCUGACCGAUGUGUAGUCUGGUGCAUUAUGUUUGUUGGAAUCUCUCCAGCUUGCUGAUAUUAAAGAAUUAUUAAUUAAAGUU
This is a messenger RNA of Salvelinus sp. IW2-2015, 1896 nucleotides long. Its product is annotated as zinc finger protein 726. NCBI's taxonomy places the organism in Eukaryota, Metazoa, Chordata, Actinopteri, Salmoniformes, Salmonidae. Gene Ontology annotation, molecular function: RNA polymerase II cis-regulatory region sequence-specific DNA binding; DNA-binding transcription factor activity, RNA polymerase II-specific. Gene Ontology annotation, cellular component: nucleus. Gene Ontology annotation, biological process: regulation of transcription by RNA polymerase II. The record is from RefSeq and is a predicted model, not a curated record.